Messenger RNA from Aspergillus steynii IBT 23096, 1930 nucleotides. RefSeq lists its product as uncharacterized. The transcript has 2 exons. The record is from RefSeq and is a predicted model, not a curated record. Gene Ontology annotation, cellular component: endoplasmic reticulum lumen. Bases 250 to 1818 code for a protein of 522 amino acids. Lineage: Eukaryota; Fungi; Ascomycota; Eurotiomycetes; Eurotiales; Aspergillaceae. Gene Ontology annotation, biological process: retrograde protein transport, ER to cytosol; endoplasmic reticulum unfolded protein response.
UGUUGAUCGUCUGCUGCUGCUAGAGUAGUUCUCGUUGGUCUUUCGGUAUUCUCCGCUAUCUCUUCUAACCCUCCAAUCCCUAUUUAGCUCCACGGCCUGGGGCUGUCCCGCCGGGAAGCUCGCAACAGGCCAGAUCGUCUCUCCGCCCGGCAUCGCGAUAGACCGGCAACAGCUGCACUAGAAUCUCAUAGUCCCAUUCUUACUCUGCUACUUCUUGCCAUUCGUCAUCUUCUCUGCGUUCGACCCAAUAUGCCUGGAGGCUCCGGGAUAAUCGCGCCGCUAAUAGUGCUGGCAUGCGCCAGUUCCACUGCCUGGGCCAGCAAGAAGGUCUUCAACAUACACGACGAUCUUCUCGCAUUUCCUCAAUAUCAAGUCCUUUUCCCCGAAGGCUAUCUCCUUGAAUCACAUGCUCGAGAACUGCUCUACUCGCAACAAGACGAAUCUUCUACUUUCAGCGACGAACAGAGAAAUUUCGGUCAAAACCAGGCCCAAAUUGCCUUGAACGGUGGCUCUCAUGGAAGCACGGGAGGGAGACUGCGGCGAGAGGAAGGGGAGCUGGUUUCCUACGAGGAGAUGGACCUCGAAGGUCAGCGAUACCUGUGUCGCAUCCCCCACGUCGACAGGGAAGACCCGAGCAAAUCAAACGGCACGCAGGAAUCGACCGAGGCGGAAGAGAAACGAGAACUGGCGCGGGCGACGGAUCGCGGGAUGGAGCUGCUGCGGGAGAUGGAGGGCAAAUGCAUGUACUAUGUGUCGGGAUGGUGGUCCUACUCCUUCUGCUACAAGAAUCAGGUGAAGCAGUUUCACGCGUUGCCUUCGGGGAGCGGGAUUCCCAACUACCCGCCCAUGGAGGAUCCCACUACGCAUUCGUUCAUCCUCGGCCGGUUUCCGCGGUCCGUAGGCGGUGAUGACGAGGCGGAGGACACGGACAGCAAGAAGACCACGGCUCUCGCCGAGCUGCAAACGAAAGGGGGCUCGCGGUACCUCGUGCAGCGUCUCGACGGCGGCACCCGCUGCGACCUCACGGGAAGAAACCGGAAGAUCGAGGUCCAGUUCCACUGCCACCCGCAAUCGACGGACCGUAUCGGCUGGAUCAAGGAACUCACCACCUGCUCCUACCUGAUGGUGAUCUACACCCCGCGUCUGUGUAACGACGUCGCGUUCUUGCCCCCGCAGCAGGAAGAAGUGCAUUCAAUUGAUUGUCGAGAGAUCCUCACGCCGGACGAGGUGCCCGAAUGGGAGGCGAUGCAGAAAUAUCAUAUGUCGCAGCGACUGGUCGAAUCCGCAGAGACCCCGGAGUUCCCCAUCGUUGGAGACAUCCAGGUGGGGGCUCAGAAGCUGGUUGGGUCCGAGGGCAAGACGAUUGAGAAGGGCCGCGUGGCCUCUGCCGGGGAAGAGAAGGUCGAUACCCUGGCCAAACGCGAGAACGGGGAAAUCCAACGGCUGUCGCGCGAGGAGCUGAAGAAGUACGAUCUUGACCCCGAGAAGGUCGAGGAGCUGAAGCGACAAAUGGAGGAGUGGGCCAAGGGUAAGGACUGGACACUGGAGGUCGUCUUAGCCAACGGAGAACGGGGACUGCGCGGGAUUGUGGACACCGACAGCGAGGAGUCCGAGACGGUAGAGACGACGGGGAAGACGCAGACCCAGUCUACAGAGAAAGGCGAGCAGGCCGAAGGGGCAAGGCAGAAGGAUGGUGCUGGGCAGAGGCAACAGACGGCGUCGACAGGAGACCAUGACCCCGAGCAGAGCCUCGAGGGUGAGGGUGAUCAGGCUGAAGACACUGAGCUCCAAAUGGAGCAAUUCUACAUGGUGAUUUGAGUGUAUGCGUGUGUGCAUUUUUGAUAUCCAGGUUUUCCCCAGUGUUAAUAAGUUGAAGCAUGAUGAUGUUCCUGUAGUCCAAGGAUAUUUAGUAUACACAGUGACCACCUGU